Oncorhynchus kisutch (coho salmon) is the source of this 2321-nucleotide messenger RNA. Its product is annotated as calponin-3. Bases 288 to 1307 code for a protein of 339 amino acids. The record is from RefSeq and is a predicted model, not a curated record. Gene Ontology annotation, biological process: actin filament organization; actomyosin structure organization. Gene Ontology annotation, molecular function: actin filament binding. Gene Ontology annotation, cellular component: actin cytoskeleton. The transcript has 7 exons. Lineage: Eukaryota; Metazoa; Chordata; Actinopteri; Salmoniformes; Salmonidae.
GAGGUAUGUAGAAUCCGCUCCUCUGAUUGGCUCGGAAGGCUCCGUCAAUGGUCUUGCGAAAUUUUUUCCAAACAAAAAUGAGGUAUUGAAGCGAGAACUUUUAGUCCGACCAGCCUCUGCGAUACUCACAGUCCACACAUUUGCACGGAUUUAAACUCCUCCUUUGGACUGACUGAACGGGACGCCGAACUACGCUGUUCGUUGUGUGAUACAAAGUAACCGAAAGGAAUCGUUUUUGCUACUUUGUAGCAGUGGAUAUUGACUUUGGUUGUAAAUCUAAAACAAAUAUGACUUCAUUCAAUAAGGGACCAGCCUACGGGUUAUCAGCAGAGGUGAAAAGCAAAAUCGCAGGCAAAUAUGACAUGCAAAAGGAGGAGGAGCUUCGGUUCUGGAUCGAGGAGGUGACGGCGAUGGCCAUUGGCGAGAACUUCCAGAAGGGCCUAAAGGAUGGAGUCAUCCUGGGAGAAUUGAUAAACAAACUGCAACCUGGCUCGAUAAAGAAAAUUAACCACUCACAACUGAACUGGCACAAGCUGGAGAACCUUGGCAACUUCAUCAAAGCCAUCCUGGCCUACGGCAUGAAGCCCAAUGACAUCUUCGAGGCCAAUGACCUGUUUGAGAACGGCAACAUGACCCAAGUCCAGAGCACAUUGCUCUCCCUUGCUAGCAUAGCAAAGACCAAAGGCAUGCACACAUCGUGUGACAUUGGUGUGAAAUACGCAGACAAACAGACACGCCAUUUUGAUGACGAUAAGAUCAAGGCUGGACAAUGCGUCAUCGGACUGCAGAUGGGGACUAACAAGUGUGCGAGCCAGGCUGGUAUGACAGCAUAUGGGACCAGAAGACAUCUUUACGACCCAAGGUCCCAGACAGACAAGCCUUAUGACCAGACCACCAUCAGUCUGCAGAUGGGUACCAACAAAGGAGCCAGCCAGGCUGGUAUGUCCUGCCCGGGAACGCGUCGGGACAUCUUCGACAAUAAGCAGGUGCAUCCAGUGGACAACUCCACCAUCUCCCUGCAGAUGGGCACCAACAAGGUGGCGUCCCAGAAAGGCAUGAGUGCGUACGGGCUGGGACGCCAGGUGUACGACCCCAAGUACUGCGGCUCGCCCACUGAGCCCGUCAUACAUGCCAACGGGAGCCAAGGCACGGGCACCAACUGCUCUGAGAUCAGCGACAGUGACUAUCAGGCAGAGGAAUUCCUCCAGGAGGGAGAGGGGGAGGAGUACCCAGUGGCUUAUCAGGAAGAGGACAACUACAGCGACGUGGCCCACUACAACAACAUCGACCAGGGAAUCGACUAUUAGGGCUGUCCGGGGCCAUCCGGCACUAGCCUGGUCCCAAAUUAGUUUGUGCUGUCUUGUCAAUGACCAUAGGUGUUGGCAAGACCGCACAAACAGAUCUGGGACCAGGUUAAUCCGGCGCCACCUUAAAACCACAACGACCGCUAGACGGAGCAGUAUUAAACCAGUGUAUUUUAUUGAUGACAAACAGAGCAAGUCUUUUGCUAUCCUCGCUAAUCUUUAACUUUUUUUAAAAAUUGAAGCACAAGAGAUAAAUAUUGUCGAGUGCGUUCCUUCUCCACCACCUCCCCAACUCUCCUUCCAUUUGAGCAGUAGUGUUCAUGCCGAUGUCGUUAAAGCAUAAAGUGCUGAGAUACAGUGUUGGAGAUGCUAUAUUAUUAUACUAUUACAUUAUGAAGUAUGGGACACUGAAGUAAAGAUAAAUUUUGCCAACUUUGUAGCAUUUGCAACCAUUCUACUUUUUAAAAAUAAUUUAUCCCUUAGACUUCUUUUACUGAUCAUAUCAUCCCUUUAAAGGAAUUAAUUCACCAACUGCUUUGGUUUCUGCCAACGUAAAAGGACCAAUUAUUACCUUUUUUUUUACAUCAAUACAAUUGAGUGAGCCUCAGAGUAACCAGUGGCCGUCUCGUCUUUACAUUUUUUGGUAUGUUUCAAUACAAAUCACUGCACCAUUUAUUUUCCUAAAAUCGCACAGAGUAAUUUCUAAUGGCUAUUCCAUUAGACCAGAUGCAUACAGUAGGGCUAGUCUUAUUGUGCCAUGUCUCAUGUUCUUAUAGCCCUCCAUUCCCACCUGUAUUUAUUGCCAUGUCUCUCAUUAUAAACUAGUGUGGUGUCUGAAAAGGCACCCUAUUCCCUAUAUAGUGCACUACUUUUAGCCAGGGCUCUGGUCUAAAGUAGUGCACUAUAUAGGGUUCUAUUUCAGACGCAGCCUGUCCUGUUAUGUAAUUAUUUUUUAUUUUUUUUAAAGCAAAAAAUGUAUGUUCCAAAUAAAGCCUAUUCCUUGGUUCUCCAAGCUUU